AUGAUAUCUGCUUUACUUUGUUUGGCGGCUCGAAGAAAUAUAAAAUCGUCACCUAAAAUACUUAGUAGCAGUAGUGGAAUAUUAUUACCUAGAAAAUUACCUGUACCUCUAUCGACGUUCACGUUUAAAUUUUAUACCUGUGACGAAAGUAAAUCGCAAGAAGGAAAAGGUUCGGUACGCAGUUCUUCACAAGUUCCACAACACGGUCCAUUUAAUCCCAAAUCAUUUGUACUCAAUUUAAUUGAAAGUGUUAAAAAAGGAAAAUUACCCAUUGAAGAAAUAACCGGAUUAGCGAAUAAAGUUAUAGCGGAAGGACAAAUAAACGAAUAUAAAAAUGCUCCAUCGACGGUUCAAACGGUUACCUUUGCCGGACUCGGUCCGAUGCUUGGAAUUCCAUUACUUACCCUAUUAACAGGACAUGCUUAUUACUGUUGUGUAUUCGCACAUUUAGCCUACGGAGCUUGCAUACUAUCCUUUCAAGGUGGAUGCAAUUGGAUGGAAGCAAUUACAAAGAAAGAUAUAUCAUAUGAAAAACUGUGUUGGUGCGUGGGUCCGCCGAUAAUUGGUUGGACGUCUUUAAUACUACCAUUGCCAUUGGGAAUGUUUUUGACAUCUCUUGGAUUUACAUUAUCAGUGAUUCAUGACGUACUUCUAACUCAAUAUCCUCCUUGGAUGAAAGCUCUUAGGGUGAUAUUUACAGGAGGAACUCUUUUAUCAUUUUUACUCAUAUCUCGACGUAGAAGUUGGUCUUCUCGAUCAAGAUCCGGUUCCAGCAGAUCACGAAGAGGUAGAUCGAAAUCAAGUCGGUCGUGUGCAUCGAGCAAGAGAAGAUCAAGUUCUAGAAGUAAUAGUAGCAAAUCACAUUCCAGAUCGAGAAGUAAUUCCAGGGAUAAAUCAAAAAAUAAUAAAAAAUCAAAAUCGAGGUCUUUGAGCUCGUCGAAAUCACCCAAGAAGAAAGAAAGUCCGCCGAAAGUUGUGAUUCCUCGUUAUUACGGUCGCAACAGAAAAGAUUCUUCUUCGUCAUUGAGUCUCGAUUCCAGCGAUUCCGAGUCGAAAACCAAUACGGGACAACCUUCUUGUUCAAAUUCCAGUCGCAGUGCUAACAAGAAAAUAAACGUAAAUGAUUAUCAUUCAUGUAGCCGAAGUGCGGGUAAUGCCAGACCGACGUCCAAAGUCAUUAAAGCCGACAAGAAAGCAGAAAAGGAAAGACUUGAAAAAGCCGAACAAGAGCGGCAAGAUAGGGAAGCGGAAUUGAGAGACAUUGCUAUUAAAAUCCGACGAAGAGAAAGGUAUUUGAGACACAGGGGAGAAGACGAGGAAAACGACGGAGAGAAAGAGGCUAUGAAAAGGCGUGAAAGGUACCUGAGAAGGUUGGGAGACGAUGACGAUAAACACGGGAAAAGAGAAUUCGGAAGUAGAUCGGAAUCGUCGGGAAGCAGGAGAAGUCGAAGUAGUAGCCCGGAAAUUGUGAAAAGCAGGAGAAGCAGGAGUCCGAGAAGAAGCGGAAGACGAUCGAGAUCAUCGAGUCCGAAACCGAGACUGGGGAAAAGGUAA
Pediculus humanus corporis (human body louse) is the source of this 1554-nucleotide messenger RNA. Its product is annotated as Arginine/serine-rich-splicing factor, putative. The record is from RefSeq and is a predicted model, not a curated record. The coding region runs from base 1 to 1554 and encodes 517 amino acids. Lineage: Eukaryota; Metazoa; Arthropoda; Insecta; Psocodea; Pediculidae. The transcript has 6 exons.